Molecule: messenger RNA, 1023 nt
Organism: Brenthis ino (lesser marbled fritillary)
Lineage: Eukaryota; Metazoa; Arthropoda; Insecta; Lepidoptera; Nymphalidae
Source: the annotation of a GenBank genome assembly
AUGACGCUUCUUAAGAGGAUAUGUUGUGCGCUUGCAACGAAUACGCGGAAAUAUUGUUCUGUAGAAAAUAAAAAGCCACCGAAAAUUUUAAUUACCGGUGGCCUAGGUCAACUUGGAGUGGAAUGUGCAAAGUAUUUACGAGGAAAAUAUGGACGAGAAAACGUUAUAUUAUCUGACAUUAUCAAACCAACAACAGAAGUUAUUAAAGAUGGACCAUAUAUUUUCAUUGAUAUUUUGGACUUCAAAGGUCUCCAGAAAAUUGUCGUGGAUCAUAGAGUUGACUGGCUGAUACAUUUUUCGGCUCUACUUAGUGCUAUUGGUGAACAAAAUGUAUCUUUAGCUGUCAGAGUGAAUAUAGAAGGUAUGCAUAACGUAAUAGAACUCGCGAAGCAGUACAAGCUUCGAGUUUUCGUACCAAGUACCAUCGGGGCAUUUGGACCGGACUCACCUAGAAAUCCAACUCCUAAUGUCACAGUGCAAAGACCUAGGACUAUUUAUGGUGUAUCUAAAGUGCAUGCGGAGUUGUUAGGAGAAUAUUAUUACCAUAAGUUUGGACUGGACUUCCGUUGCCUGAGGUUCCCAGGAGUAAUUUCCAGCGAUCCACCAGGUGGAGGCACUACAGACUAUGCGAUAGCAAUUUUCCAUGAAGUUCUAAGAAAAGGCCACUACGAAUGCUACUUAAAACCUGACACGAGGCUACCAAUGAUGCACGUACGUGACGCAUUGCGUGCUCUUUCAAACUUUUUGGAAACUCCAAAUGAAAUGUUACGAAGAAGAGUAUACAAUGUCACAUCUAUGAGUUUUACUCCUGAAGAGCUUGCUGAUCAAAUGUUUAAGCAUAUACCUGAUUUUUCAAUUACUUACAAACCGGAUAGUCGACAAGAAAUAGCCGAUUCCUGGCCACAAGUGUUCGACGACAGUGAAGCAAGAAGGGACUGGAAUUGGAAACCAGAAGUAGAAUUGGACGAUUUAGUAACGCUUAUGAUUAAAGAAGUUAAGGAAAAGAUUAAGGCGAAUGGUUAU